UCCUGCUCCACACAGUCUACACCACAUGUCCAUGAAGCUCUUUGAAGUCUUCGAAACAGGAGGCGCUUCUGAUGCUGUAGGCUGAUAUACGUCGGUGUUUGUGCAAGUUCCUGCCUACUGCUUCCUCCCUGUAGAGGAAAAAAAAAAAACUACUACUACUUGACAAGAAAAGCUGAGGUUGGAUGUUAACAACGACAGACAAAGUAUCUGUAGGACCAAAAAUCGGACAGGCCAUCACGGCAGGUCUGCAAGCAGAACGCGUUUUUUAAUCAUGGUUGAAAACGGCUUUGCAAAGCCUCUUGGGUUAGUUUUAAUUGUCACAGCUCACGUGGUUUUCUAUGACCCCAGCCAUGCAGAUGUCAUUGGGAUCGUCGGCCAAAACAUCUCGCUUCACUUCAAAUUUAACACUACCGUCACAGAUAAGAGUCACAUUGCUGUCUAUAAAUGUUUAGAAAAGGAAAUAAAAAUCUCUGAAUAUCCAAAUUACAAAAAUGAAUUUAAGAUUCACCCUGAAGAUUCUUCCAUACAGUUUCACAUCACCAAUCUGAGCCUAAACCACAGUGAAACUUACUGGGCCAUUUUGGUCGUAGAUUUAAUUAAAACACAUAGCAAAAAUGAAGUGAAGCUGAUUGUUCAAGAGGACAACCUAACCACCACAGUUCCUCCAGAGACGAGCACCUUCACCAAAACAACUAGCAAUGGAAGUUCCAGUUUCUUUUCCUCUCAGAUUGUCACAGUUAUUGUGGUUUCUCCAUUUCUUCUGCUGGCUGCAUUGCUUCCAUUCUUGGUCAUCUGUCUUCCAAAAGCAAAAGACCAAACACAAGAAGGACCACAGAGAUCCUCAACUCCUACAACACAGGAAACAGUUGAAGUGUCAAUUAGCACGACUGACCAGUCACUGGUCUACAGCGUCCUGGACUUCCCAAAGAGACCCUCAUCAGCUGUGGAGUUGGGCUCCAAUGAGACAGAGUACGCCACAGUCAGCUACCUUCCAGAAAAGAAGCUGAGGCCCAACGCCAAUAAAUGAACGAGUGUAAAUCUUCAGAUCCUUUCCAAUUUCUGUAAAAGACUUUAAUACCCCAGAAUCUAAUAAUAUAUUUCUUGCAUGUAUGAUAAAUUGUGCUUUGACUGUUUUUACACAUUUUGAAAUAUUAGUCAGGGGAACCAGUUUUUAUAUGAAAGACAUCACCGUGUGUGUGGGGUGAUCAGCACACAUAAAUGCCAGGAGUUACUGUGACAAACCACAAAUAUCAACCUCACCCAACUAUUUCCUCGAACCAAAUAGUUUUAUUUCUGGUGAAACUGGCAAAAUUUGAUCUUUACUUUAUUGUUAUCAGAAACUAGCUCAACUAGAAAUAUGCUUGAAAUAAUGUUAAUGCGUCAAAAUGCCGUUCUUUAUAUGACUGAUGAAAUAUCGGCCACUCUAUGCGGAAACAGACACAUUUGCUGGGAGCCGGAGAACAAAGUAAAAAAAAAAAAUAAAUAAAAUAAACACAUUUAGAAAWUCAGCUGUUAUUGCAGAAACAUAACCCUGAAAAGAUUAGAAACCUUAAAAUAAUAAACAUUGAGAAAAAUCWAUUUAGAAUCUUUGUUCAAUAGGAGGUUGGGAUCCCAAUUUAAGAAAUUAAUAGCACAACUGUUGACACAACAAUACUUUAUACAGAACCCCUCUUUUACCGAUAGCAUUUAGUACUCUCCUAUAAAAUUUCACAAAGUAAAAACAUGCAGGAAUAGGGACCUUUGACCUUUUACAUCUGCACAGUUUGUCUCUAAAUAAUACAGAUUCUUGAGCGUCUCUUCAGUUCACCGGACAGGCUUUCAGUGAUAUUUAAGACUGAAAAAACCCUGGAAGAAGGUUGAUUUUGUGUCUGUUUAACGAUUUCUGUCGUGAUUCAGUCAUAUGUUUUCAAAAAUGUUUCUAGUAAAAGAACUGCUUCAGCAUUCUGGCAGAGUCCACCAGAUAUUUAUUGAUAGCUUCUUGUACAGGAGUCCGGUGUGUUGGAGCAGGGAUCCAUUCAAAUGUUGUAAGACAGCAGCACUAGCAGACUGGAGUUUCUGACUGUAUCGUCUCUGGCGUUGGCAAUUAUUACUAAGUGUUUAUAACGUCUUGCACUCUUGCURCAUGUUCCAAGCUUCUGGAGGAAAAACAAACACACAGCAUCCCUCAUCAUCCAUCGUGCUUCUCCUUGUAUUCAUUGGCAGUAAGUGCUCGGCUUGGAGUGGCUCAGUCUUAUCGGACAGAGUUCCCCUUAAAGCUCCUGCUGCGUUWGGCAAAAACAUGUUUGUGUUUUCUGACGUCACUUGCAGAUAAAGGAAUAACACAUAGAUAACAUCUUGUGGGUAUCUGGGCGAUGUCUUUGCUACAGYUCUGAAUCAGUGCAGCUCUGAAAUAAGAGCUUUACUUCUAUGGGCAUGUUCUCUUGUUUGCAUUUGUAAGCGUCACCAAGAUYUGGGCUUCUUGGUCGUGUCAUAUGCAUACCCCGAAAAAUAAGAAGACAUGGAGGAGAGAUUAMAUUUUCUAAGAAAAUCUAUUUGAGUUUAUUUUCACAC
Molecule: messenger RNA, 2550 nt
Organism: Poecilia reticulata (guppy)
Lineage: Eukaryota; Metazoa; Chordata; Actinopteri; Cyprinodontiformes; Poeciliidae
Source: RefSeq, a predicted model, not a curated record